Molecule: messenger RNA, 1389 nt
Organism: Trichoplax adhaerens
Lineage: Eukaryota; Metazoa; Placozoa; Uniplacotomia; Trichoplacea; Trichoplacidae
Product: elongation factor 1 alpha
Exons: 3
Coding region: 1-1389 (462 amino acids)
Biological process (GO): translation; translational elongation
Molecular function (GO): GTP binding; translation elongation factor activity; GTPase activity
Source: RefSeq, a predicted model, not a curated record
AUGGGAAAGGAAAAAAUACAUAUUAAUAUUGUUGUUAUUGGUCAUGUCGACUCUGGUAAAUCUACCAGUACUGGCCACUUGAUUUACAAGUGUGGUGGUAUCGACAAGCGAGCCAUUGAAAAAUUUGAAAAAGAAGCCCAAGAAAUGGGUAAGGGUUCAUUCAAGUACGCUUGGGUUUUAGACAAACUAAAAGCUGAACGCGAACGCGGUAUCACCAUUGAUAUUGCUCUAUGGAAAUUUGAAACUGAAAAGUAUAUGGUGACUAUUAUUGAUGCCCCUGGUCAUAGAGAUUUCAUCAAGAAUAUGAUCACUGGAACAUCUCAGGCAGACUGUGCCGUACUGAUCGUUGCUGCCAGUACAGGUGAAUUCGAAGCCGGUAUUUCCAAGAACGGCCAAACACGUGAACAUGCUUUAUUAGCUUAUACACUUGGUGUAAAGCAAAUGAUCGUUGGCAUUAAUAAAAUAGACAACACCGAGCCGCCAUAUAGCCAAGCCCGUUAUAAUGAAAUUGUAAAAGAAGUAAGCAGUUAUGUCAAAAAAGUCGGUUAUAAUCCCAAAGCAGUAGCGUACGUGCCUAUCUCAGGUUGGCAUGGCGAUAACAUGAUAGAAGAAAGUGCAAAUAUGCCAUGGUAUAAGGGUUGGUCAAUAGAACGUAAGGAAGGCAAUGCCAGUGGUAAAACGUUAUACCAGGCCCUCGAUUCUAUCUUGCCUCCAAAAAGGCCUUCAGAUAAGCCAUUGCGCUUACCUUUACAGGAUGUAUACAAGAUUGGUGGUAUUGGUACCGUUCCUGUAGGACGUGUCGAAACUGGUAUAUUAAAACCCGGUGUGAUUGUUACAUUUUCUCCAGCUAAUAUUACUACCGAAGUUAAAUCGGUCGAAAUGCAUCACGAAUCCUUGACUGAAGCCUUACCUGGUGAUAAUGUCGGAUUUAAUGUCAAAAACGUCUCGGUAAAGGAUAUCCGUCGUGGCAUGGUUGCUGGUGAUUCUAAGAACGACCCUCCAAAAGAAGCCAAGUCUUUCAAGGCUCAGGUUAUUAUUUUAAAUCAUCCCGGUGAGAUUCGAGCUGGCUACUCUCCAGUAUUGGAUUGCCACACCGCUCAUAUCGCAUGCAAAUUCAGUACCUUAGACCAGAAGAUCGAUCGUCGAAGUGGUAAAGUGUUGGAAGAAAACCCCAAAAUGGUCAAAAGUGGUGAUGCUAGUAUGAUUACCUUAACUCCGAACAAGCCUAUGUGCGUUGAAGCUUUUGUCGAUUAUCCUCCAUUGGGUCGUUUCGCCGUUCGUGACAUGAGGCAAACCGUAGCAGUUGGUGUUAUUAAGUCAGUUGAAAAAAUGGAACAUGGCGGUAAAGUCACAAAGUCCGCGCAAAAGGCUGCCAAGGGCAAGAAAUAA